AUGGCGGCGAGUUCUAGAGGCUUUUCCACCACGCAGUUCGAUUUCAAGUUGAGAGUAGCGCCGCUCAAUGUUGUUCCGCUUCCGAAGAAUCACGUUCUGGAGUUAGCUCCGAGGAAGCGUAGGAAGCUCUGUUUCGACUUCGCUGAUCGAGUUCGACUCGGAAGUGGCGCAAUUUGGUGCUGCUGUUCUGACUCGGUUACUCCGAUUCGCAGAACGAGUGGACCUGGCAACGGCGGGGAUAAGAACGAGGAACGGAGGUUCGAUACCAAAAAAAACCCUCACAUUCACCGAGUGAGGGUUCAGGCCUCUCCUGCUGCAAUGCCUUUCGCCUCUCCACCAUCAUUUCUGAAGCAGGAAAAAUUCUUUCCUCGUUGCACCCCAAGAAAUUCUGGCCCACAGUCACGCGAUACACCCCCAAAAAGAGACACUGGUAUAGCAAAUGAGAAGGACUGGGGUAUCAGCUUGUUGAAUGAAAAUGUUAAUGAGUCCGGCACAAAUGAAGAUGGGAGUACCUGGUACCGAGAAAGUGGGGAAGAACUGGGUGAAAAUGGAUAUAGAUGUCGAUGGACAAGAAUGGGUGGACAAUCUCAUGAUGUUUCCUCAGAAUGGAAAGAAACGUGGUGGGAGAAGAGUGACUGGACUGGAUAUAAGGAGCUAGGUGUGGAGAAAUCUGGCAGAAAUUCUGAGGGGGAUUCUUGGUGGGAAACAUGGCAGGAAAAUCUUCAUCAAGAUGAAUGGAGUAACAUAGCAAGAAUAGAAAGGAGUGCACAAAAACAAGCAAAAUCAGGAACUGAAAAUGCUGGAUGGUAUGAGAAAUGGUGGGAAAAAUAUGAUGCAAAAGGCUGGACUGAGAAAGGGGCACAUAAGUAUGGUAGAUUGAAUGAACAAUCAUGGUGGGAAAAGUGGGGAGAGCAUUAUGAUGGAAGAGGUUCUGUUCUCAAAUGGACAGAUAAGUGGGCUGAAACUGAGCUUGGGACAAAAUGGGGAGACAAGUGGGAGGAGAGGUUUUUUAAGGGCAUAGGUUCAAGACACGGAGAAACAUGGCACGUGUCUCCAAGCAGUGAACGUUGGUCAAGAACUUGGGGAGAAGAACACUUUGGAAAUGGGAAAGUCCAUAAGUAUGGAAAUAGCACAACUGGUGAGAGCUGGGAUAUAGUUGUAGAUGAAGAAACUUAUUAUGAGGCUGAACCUCAUUAUGGAUGGGCGGAUGUUGUGGGUGAUUCAACCCAAUUACUUUCAAUUGAGCCUCGGGAGAGGCCUCCUGGUGUUUUCCCUAACAUAGACUUUGGUUCGCCUCCAUUGCCGGAGGCUAUUGAUGACUCGCCGCAAGAUUUGCCCCCUUCACAAUGA
Molecule: messenger RNA, 1350 nt
Organism: Sphenostylis stenocarpa
Lineage: Eukaryota; Viridiplantae; Streptophyta; Magnoliopsida; Fabales; Fabaceae
Source: the annotation of a GenBank genome assembly